UAUAAUUACAUAUAAAUUUUAUUGAUCUCCCAUGAAUACUAUCCCUUACGCUAAUAAUAUUGAUUGUAAAAGCUAAUAUAUAUCUCCAAAGAUCGAUCAAUACCCUCAACCACUUUCCCUGUUAAAAAUGUUAAUAGAAAUAUUUCCUAACAAUCCCCUUAAAAGCAUCCCAAAAGGUUUUAUCAUUUCUCUAUUAUUGUCUAGAGAAUUUGAUUACAGACUUAUCUAAUCCAAAACUUAAAAUCUAAAUUCCUCUUCGCAAGCUUAAUCAAGACUUCGAUCCGAUACUCCCAUUACUAUUCGUGGAUCAAAUUAUCGUUAUGUAGGUUAAAUGAAUGGCAAUCAGAGGGAGGGAGUUGGUUCAUAUUUUACAAAUGAACUUGAAUAUGAAGGAGAAUGGCUUCAAAAUGUUUAUAAUGGAUUUGGAAAAUAUUAUUUAGAUGGCAAAUUAUCAUAUUAAGGAUAAUUUAAAGACGGGUUAAAACAUGGUGCAGGUAUUGAAUAUUAUGAUGCCGAUUCAUAUUUUGUGGGAAAUUUUUAAAAUAAUAAAAAAAAUGGGAUUGGAACUCUUUAUAGAAUAAAGGAAAAAAUAUAAGGCAUGUGGGAAAAUGAUUAAUUAGUAGAGAAAUAUUGA
Messenger RNA from Paramecium sonneborni, 634 nucleotides. The record is from the annotation of a GenBank genome assembly. NCBI's taxonomy places the organism in Eukaryota, Ciliophora, Oligohymenophorea, Peniculida, Parameciidae.